Messenger RNA from Nicotiana tabacum (common tobacco), 511 nucleotides. NCBI's taxonomy places the organism in Eukaryota, Viridiplantae, Streptophyta, Magnoliopsida, Solanales, Solanaceae. The record is from RefSeq and is a predicted model, not a curated record.
GGUUUUUUUGGACUUAAGAAAUGCUGAAGCUAGGCAGGAGCUGGUGUGAUCACUUCUGCGAUGUCUUGGUCGCAGAAGCGACAUCGCAGAAGUGAGGUCGAGCUCGCAGAAGAGAAAUGGGGAGGGACAAGGCAGUGGUCGUAGGUGUGAAGAAAUUCCCGCAACUGCGGAAUCGCAUAAGCGAGAAAUGAAGACGAAGAAGAGGCGGGUCCGCAGAUGUGCGAUUGGCAAUCGCAGAAGCGCCUGUGCAGACGCGAAAAUGCUUCCACAAAUACGAUGUCUCAGAUGGGCAGUGUACUCUGCAGAUGCGCAUUUUGGAUCACAAAAGCGAGGCCGCAGAUGCGCGAAUAUGUCUGCAGAAGCGAAAACUGGGCAGAACAUAAUGGGAUCGAACUUGGUCAUUUCGUCAUUUUCAUUUGGGAUUUUUGGAGCUCGGUUCUUGGGCGAUUUUGAGGAGUUUUCAUCAUGUAGAACAAGUUUUGGAUCGAUGGACAUCGGUUUGAGGUGUUAG